UCCAUAUAAAUAGAGCUUUAGAUGAUUAGAUGAUGAGCAUAUAGCGAAUCAACAAUGUAUUCUUUCAAGUAUUGUUUAGCGGCUGCCAUAUUGUUGCUGGUGGGCAAUGUAUGCCAGGCAUUUGUUCCUUGUACGAAUCCUUCCAAACACGUUGGUCAUUACAUUGGUCGUAAUCAGGAAUGUGCUGCAUUAGUACAAACCAACUGUCACCGACAACCAGGUAACAAACAAAUCGGCCUGACUAGUACAUGGCGUCGUGGUGUUCAUGUGAAGGAUAAUUGUUCGAAAAUCCCUGCCUAUACGGCCAUCGCUACAUUCCUUGGUCCAAAUCAUCAUUAUGAUGAACCGCAUCUUCACCAACACACCGCUAUAUUCGUUCGAUGCACUAAUGACGGAAUCGGCGUUUACGAUCAAUGGAAUGGUACACCAAUCAAAUACCGCAUCAUUCCAUGGAAAGGUUCUUCCCAACAAUACAGUGGCAACAACUUUUACACAAUCGCCUAAUCCUAUUAUUUUUUUUGUUGAAUAAAUUAUUUGAAUAAAGUAACUGAAAUUCCUAUUCAAAA
Messenger RNA from Dermatophagoides pteronyssinus (European house dust mite), 566 nucleotides. RefSeq lists its product as uncharacterized. The record is from RefSeq and is a predicted model, not a curated record. NCBI's taxonomy places the organism in Eukaryota, Metazoa, Arthropoda, Arachnida, Sarcoptiformes, Pyroglyphidae.